AUGAACUCCUCCUCCUCCACUCAAUGUGUCGCGAUUUCCACUCAACCCGAUCCCACAAAUCACCCAGUGAUCGUCGCCAUUUUUGUCUUCAUCUAUCUCAACAUUUUCACCCUCGGUCUUAUUGGGAAUACGGCUGUCAUUUAUCUCACAUUGAAGCAUCGUCACUUACAAACGGUUCAAAACAUGUUCAUCCUGAAUCUGGCACUCUCCGAUGUGAUCGUUUGUCUUCUUUCGAUGCCAUUCACACUUGUCACGAACAUCUACAAAGUGUGGUAUUUCGGGUCGCCAUUCUGUCAUCUUCUACCAAUGGUGCAGGGAAUCUCGAUUUUCGUCUCCACAUUUUCUCUAUCAGCGAUUGCGCUUGAUCGCUACAAUUUGGUGAGGAAAGUGAAAGGAAAAUCGAAUCAUAUUUUCAGGUGCUUGUCUUGUGGCAGCGAUUCUUUGGGUUGUUUCGGUUGUCGUUUGUCUUCCAUAUGGAUGGUACAUGGAAAUCCAAACAUAUCCCGGAUUUGUGAAGAGUACUGUUCGGAGACUUGGCCAUCACCUGAUGUUAAACGUGGUUAUGCUCUUCUCGUUCUCACCACUCAAUUCCUUCUCCCAUUCGCCACAAUGGCCGUCUGUUACUAUACGAUAUUCUCUGUGUUGAAAGAGAGAUGUGCGGUGAAAUUGAAGAAAUUGACUGAGCGGAGUCAACUGUUGGAAACGAGUAUACCACAGGAACAAAUCGGUGAUGGUAAUGAAAGCUUUGAGUAUCAACAACGAUUGACUGUUGUCAUGCAACAGAGAAGAACGACAACAAUUCUCGCAUCAAUGGUAUUACUCUUCGGUGCCUUGUCACGCAUAGUUUUGCGAUGC
This is a messenger RNA of Mesorhabditis belari, 855 nucleotides long. The record is from the annotation of a GenBank genome assembly. Lineage: Eukaryota; Metazoa; Nematoda; Chromadorea; Rhabditida; Rhabditidae.